Messenger RNA from Myxocyprinus asiaticus (Chinese sucker), 2224 nucleotides. RefSeq names its product cerebral dopamine neurotrophic factor-like. The transcript has 4 exons. Gene Ontology annotation, biological process: neuron projection development; dopaminergic neuron differentiation. Lineage: Eukaryota; Metazoa; Chordata; Actinopteri; Cypriniformes; Catostomidae. The record is from RefSeq and is a predicted model, not a curated record. Gene Ontology annotation, cellular component: endoplasmic reticulum. The coding region runs from base 65 to 613 and encodes 182 amino acids.
GGUAUUGAAGUAUUCACUAACUUGCGUCUCUGAGUACAUACGCGCAUUUUAAGCGCAUUGAGCCAUGUCUUUAAACAACUCCUUUGCCAGCCCGUUUCUUUUGCUUUUGUUUGUUGUUUUAUUCUCAGUAACUGAUGCAGAGGAAUGCGAAGUGUGUGUCGGGUUUCUGGGGCGGCUUUAUAACUCAUUGGUGAUCAGACACAAAGAGCUGACCCCAGAGCUAGUGGAGGAGGGUUUGAUCAGAGCGUGUGCUGAAGCUACAGGAAAAGAAAACCGACUAUGUUAUUACCUGGGAGCCUCCAGUGAUGCAGCAGCCAAAGCAACAGGUGAGGUGAGCCGCCCCCUCAGUGCACAUGUUCCUGUCCACAAAAUUUGCCUAAGACUUCAGCACAUGGACGGACAGAUCUGUGAGCUCAGAUAUGAACGUCCAGUGCUUGACUGGAGCAGAGAUUCUUUGUUUAAAAUGCGCGUGCUUGAGCUGAAGAAAGUGUUGGCGUCUUGGGGGGAGGAGUGCAGAGCCUGUCUUGAGAAGAGCGAAUUUAUAGAUCUCAUCCAGAAGGUGGCCUCCAAACACAGCACAGCGCAGCACAGAACACAUGCAGAGGAGUUCUGAGGGCCUCCUCGUGCAGCUCCGUGCUGGGGACACAGAGUAUUAAUGAGAGGGCCUACUCAUGCAGCUCUAUGCUGGGGACACAUGGCUGUAAUGGGAGGAGCUGCACGUGCAGCUGCGCUCAGGGACACUGUUGAUAUUGCACUGAGAUUCUUAACUUAUAUUGCUCUUCAUAGUAAUAGUUACAAAAUGCUAAUGUGCAAUCUGUGCACUGUUCCCCAGUCUCUCAUUCUCCUGUACUGCUGUAAGCAUUUUCUCCUUCAUACUCAGAAUAAAUUAUUAAGCUUUAUUAGUUUCUGUGAUUAAGAGGUUGCUUGCAGAGAUGCUGGCUGGUUUGCUUUUCCAGCCAUUUAAUCAAUUAAGUUAACUUCAUUUAAGUACAUCCCCCAUUAUCAUUACUGUUAUGCAAAAACAAAAUCUCAAUCUCUUUACUGUAUUGCAAACAAAAUCUGUAUUAUCUAAAUUGCAUUUAUACAUCAUGGUUAUAUUUGUUGUACCUUUAAUUUAUGCUGAUUUAAAUACAAAAAUCAUGUAUUAUGCUCAUUUAAAAUACUGUGAUACAGUACAAAAAAUAUUGUAUACAGUGUAUAGAGCGCAACCGUCUGCUUCCAAAAGUAAAAAUCCCAUUCAUGUUUUCCAUAGGUAAAAUUAGUUUUAAAGAUAACUUUUAAAGAUAGACUAGCCAUGAGCUACGAAGUUGUUAAUCAAUGGUAUAUGCUUCUGUUGAAGCCAUCACUUCACAUUAUUUCAACUUCAUAAAAAUAAAAAAAAUGCAUUUAAUAGUGGAAUUUGGGGUGAAUAAUUAACAAAGUCGCUAACAAAGUGCGCCAAGAGAGCUAUGCAGUGACUGGCCACUCCCAUAAUACAUUGUAAAUGAUGUAAUCAUGUCAAUCUCCCCACAUUCUCAAACUACUAUGUUUCUUGGCUUAAUUCUUUAAUGAAGGAUUUUAUGUUGCACUCUGUUACAGUAUUAAGAAUCACUAUUGACAGUAAUGGGAAUUUCAGGUAAAACUCAGUACAAAAAUGAAAAUUUAGGGGAAAUGUUGUCAUGAAAAUGUUAUAAUGCAAUCUUAAUGGUCUUAAAAAUAUGCUUAAUUUUCUUUUGGGGUGAAAUGUGGCCUGGACAUGUUUUCAUGAGAUUAAUUUGUGUACAUUCGUGUCCAUUUCAUUUUUUUUUUUUGUUUUUUUUUUUGGUAAAAUCAGUAUCUGUCUUUGCCUGUUUGUUUAAAGAAUAUUCCGGGUUCAAUACAAUAGACAGCAUUUGUGGUAUAAUAUUGAUUACCACAAAAAAAAAACACCCAUUCCUCCUUUUCUAUAAAAAAUCGAGGUCACAGUGAGGCACUGUGAUGAUGGGGUCGUGGCCGAGCAAAGUAUGUGGAGAGCGAGGCCACGAGAGAAAGAACGGUAAGGAUUGACACCUGUGGGAAAUAAUCUCUAACAGCUGUUUGUGUUUGCAGUGAGAGCUGAGAGGGAUAUAAAAGAGAAGUCCAGUCCGCUGGAGGAGAGAGAGAGAGAGACAUGCAGCAGAGUGUUCUGUGUGUUUUGUGUUGUACUGAAAAGCAAACCUUGUUGUGUUAACCUAGAAAGUGUGUAAAAUAAAAGACUUGUGUUGAA